CAGAGUUAUCUUGGUUCGACUGUACGCAUUAUAAUGAUUUGUGAGUGAGCUUUGCUAAACAUCGUAAAUGGCGCGUGGUGUUUUGGAAACUCCGUCAUGGUUUGUGAUUGUUACCUAUUUCGUGAAUUUUCGGCAAAUCGCUCAUAUUUUCUACGUCUAUUUGAGUUAUAGCUAUUUGGCUCAUCUUAACUGGGUGCUUAGCCAACGUGCAAAUCGUUAACACUCAGCGUAGCUAGUCAUCUCUCUCUAUCACUCUUCCAUAUUAGUGCGACAGUGACAGUUGCGUUUCGUUCGCUACGUAGCGAUUGGCAUGUUAGCACCGGUCCUGAAAAUGGGGCUUAAAGUCAGGAAAGUAAAAAAUCUUUAUCGCUUUAUCUAGAUCCAAAUAUAAAUCCAUGUACAAUUGAAUUUUAAGGGAAAAUAGAACAAGGUAACAAUAGGAAAUUAGAAUGAAACAAAAGAUUGCGACGGAAAAUAUGACCAUCGCGCGGGUUUAUAACGAUUUACCUCAAUAUCUAUGAAAGUAUACUUACGGCCCGAUUUGAAGAAUGAAAUACGAUAGCGAUAAGUUCUGGUUCAGAUAAGUUCUCAUUUAGAUAUCGUUUGUAUGUCGUAUAAUUAAUAGAAGCAGCUCGAUGCGGGCAACCAAUGUCACUUUGACGUUAGAAAUAUCGUAGAUAGAUCUUAUUGGGAUCACAGCGGAAUCAAAUGAAACGUAAAUUUUGACAUUUGAAGAUCUUUCCAAGAUCUUAAACGUGUCUUAAUCAUUCUUCAAAUCGGGUCGUUAUUUCGGCCUAAUAUUUUCCACAUAAAACUGUGAAGCAGUUUGUUGGUGGCAGGUUCUAAAAAUCUUUAACAAAAUAGGUAUCAUAAAAAUCAAGUAGGUAGGUAUUCCUAGCAUUAGGAAAAUACAAUUUUGCAUAUAAAUAAAUAAUAUAGGACAUUAAUACACAAAUUGACUUAGUCCCACAGUAAGCUCAAUAAUUAUUUAUAAAUACUUAAAUACAUAGAAAACACCCAUGACUCAUGAACAAAUAUCCAUGCUCAUCACACGAAUAAAUGCCCUUACCAGGAUUUGAACCCGGGACCAUCAGCUUCGUAGGCAGGGUCACUACCCACUAGGCCAAACCGGUCGUCAUAUGUGUCAUAAAAAUAUCUUGUGAUCUUUACAGAAUCACACUCAACAAAUCAUGCGUCGAUCCUAAAUGUCUCUCCAAGCGACCUACUUAUGUCCUUUGUCACACUAUAUGUCAAACACCCUGUAUAGAUUUAUUAUUUCAACGCCCUCCAAUCCUUUGAAAACACCUUUUGUAACGUUAACGGGUUUCCGCUUACUUAACCCUAUAUUUCCACGUUUCACUAAAUUAGGUUAACCAAUUUUCAAAACAUCCUAUUUCUUUCUACGCUAUAAUUCCAAAAACGAUCUUAACCCCUUUUAAUUUCGGUUUAUUUUAAAUUACGCUUAAAAUAGAUAUGAGAUUUAGAAGUCGAUACACUUAAGGCGCACUGCUACAAUCGCAGUGAUGCUCAAUUAAAAUUCGUACGGGUAAACCUGUAGCGUAAGAAGGACAAAAACAUUAACGUUUUACAAACUUCAAUCUUACCCUUUACACAACCACAGCCUAAAUUCAACUUUACACCAACCAUAUAAGGUUUAUAUUUCAAUAACGUAUUCAUUGACGAUAGGUUAUUUUACUGCUUAUGUGUGUGUCGAUGUAAUUCAGGACUAGUAUUCCAAACGUCUUGCAAACGCACGCAAGCGUUCGCCUCAAUUAAACCAGUAUAAUCGCAAUCCAGCUCCGUAAGAAAUACGAAAGCGUUCCCUACGAUUGUUACGCUGGUUUUUAAAGUAGAUAGCUUGCGUCAAGUUGGAAAGUAUUCCUAAUACAGCAGAAGCACACAAGCGCACCUCAACGCAUGCGUGUAAAAGCGAACUCUUCAGUACCGCUUCGUCCGCCGAGCUGAACGCACGUCCCGCGAACCGUUAUACAUUCAAAUAUGAAUAUCGAAUUCGAACAGUGACAUCUAUAUUCUUAUUACAAAAUAGUGUUUUGCUAUACAGUGUGUUUGUUUUUUUUUUGUGUUGAAUAUUUAAUGCCACUGCGGUGGUAGCGUGCGUGUGUUCGUAAGCGUUAUACAGGAACACAACCCUUUAAGGGUUGCCAGUAAAACGGCGUUCCACGCCAGCAUAGUCACGAUUGCCGGGAACAGCAGCGAUGUGCCCCCACACCAGGUUCAGCAGACUUGAGGGCGACUACAUAGCAGUGAUGUGGAGGCGUGGGCAAAGUCGGUCGCCGUAGUCUACUGUGUGAGGGACACGGGAGAUCAUCGAAAUGAAUCUCCUGAACAUGGACGCGGAGAACCGCGUGGUCCUCAACGUCGGUGGGAUCCGGCACGAGACAUACAAGGCGACAUUGAAGAAAAUCCCCGCCACCCGUCUGUCGCGGCUGACGGAGGCGCUUGCCAACUACGACCCUGUGCUAAACGAGUACUUCUUCGAUCGGCAUCCUGGCGUGUUCGCGCAAGUCCUCAACUACUACAGGACGGGCAAGUUGCACUACCCCACGGAUGUCUGCGGGCCGCUUUUUGAAGAGGAGCUGGAGUUCUGGGGGCUGGACGCCAACCAGGUGGAGCCAUGUUGCUGGAUGACCUAUACGCAGCAUCGUGACACCCAAGAAACGCUGGCAGUCCUGGACCGCUUAGACCUGGACACAGAAAAACCCUCUGAUGAGGAAGUGGCACGCAAGUUCGGCUUCGAAGAGGACUACUAUAAGGGCACCGUGUCCUGGUGGCAGCAGCUGAAGCCGCAGAUGUGGUCGCUCUUCGACGAGCCUUACAGCUCCAAUGCCGCAAAGGUAGUUGGCGUGAUAUCAGUGUUUUUCAUAUGCGUGUCCAUCAUAUCGUUCUGUUUAAAAACACACCCGGACAUGAGAGUGCCAGUGAUAAAAAACUACACAGUGACGACCGCGAACCAAACACAGAGUUGGGCGCUGGACAAAGUGCAAACGAACGCCCACAUUGCGUUUUUCUACAUAGAGUGUGUGUGCAACGCGUGGUUCACCUUAGAAAUCCUAGUGCGUUUCAUAUCGUCCCCAAAUAAGUGCGAAUUCAUCAAAUCCUCCGUCAACAUCAUCGAUUACAUCGCGACCAUGAGUUUCUACAUCGAUCUUAUUCUACAGAAAUACGCUUCACAUGUAGAAAACGCUGAUAUCUUAGAAUUCUUCUCUAUAAUAAGAAUCAUGAGGCUGUUCAAACUGACGCGUCACUCGUCAGGCUUGAAGAUUCUGAUUCAAACCUUCAGAGCAUCAGCGAAGGAGCUGACUCUGCUGGUAUUUUUCCUAGUGCUCGGUAUAGUGAUAUUCGCGAGUUUGGUGUACUACGCGGAGAGGAUACAGACGAAUCCACACAACGACUUCAACAGCAUACCGUUGGGGCUGUGGUGGGCGCUGGUUACCAUGACGACGGUCGGGUAUGGAGACAUGGCGCCGAAGACCUACGUGGGGAUGUUUGUUGGCGCAUUAUGUGCUUUGGCUGGUGUGCUGACGAUAGCUUUACCCGUGCCCGUCAUCGUGUCCAACUUUGCCAUGUACUACUCCCACACGCAGGCGCGGGCAAAGUUGCCCAAGAAAAGGCGGCGGGUCAUUAACGUUGAGCCGACUAGGCCUCCGAUGCGUGCACCAGGCGUACCAGGUGGUCCCGGCGGUGCCUUGCCUCCUGGAAUGGGACCUCAAGCGGUGAACCGCCGCAUGAACGCCAUCAAAACCAACCACCCCAAAGACAUCAUAGGACCUAAUAUGGUCGCAAGUCUGAUGCCUGGACUGGACAUGUCAGUGACCACACGCCUGUCCCCCAGCCCUCGGGACAUGAGUCCAGCUCUGGCCAUAGCUCUCCCCAUGAUGAAGUCAGUCAACAUUGUCCCGGCUCAGUGCUUCGACAACAUGGCUUUCCACAGCGAGAGGGUCGAAGACAAAGACAGUGACAAAGAAGAUACUCUCAGCAAACGUUCUAGUCAACAAUCUCUCGAAAGCGAUAACACACUUAGAGUAAACAAUUACAAGAACGGAUACAUGAAUAAGAGUGCCGAAGAGAAAACUGAUUGUAGAACGCCGUUGCUUAGAGAUCAUAAGAUAGAAUCGCUGGAUGAGAACAAACUUAGGGAGAAUAAAGCUGAGAAGAGAAAGUCAUCCGCUUCAACAUAACAGUAAAUAUUGUAAAUAAUAUUGCAACCGCUAUUCUAAACUUUAUUGGAUAAGGCCGUGGAGUAAUAUAAUAUUAUGAUAUUGCAAAUUGAAGCACAUGAAAUAAAAACUGUUUUUAGUGUCAAUCAAUUUAUUGCUCCAUCGCCUUGAUCUAUUGAGACCAAUAGAACUAAGAAUGCUUUAACUAACGCAAGUAAGAUAAUGUCCAUUCAUACCAUUAUACAGUGCAGAGCAAAACAACGUAUGGUAAACCAAACAGAGUAUUCAAACAUAUGUAUUGACUAGUAAAUUAUAUGUUUAACCGUACAAGUUUCGCGUAGUUUGGGAAAUGACAUGCCUUCGUAUCCAUGUUAAGAGUAGACUGUGAGAUUUACUAUAAGUAAACAUAUAUCACUGAUCCUGAUUGAAUAAUAAAAUGUUAAGCAAAAGUGCCAGGGCAUAACCUAUUCAGGCACGUACAAUGGAGUUAAAUAAUGUUAUAAAAAUAAGAAAUGUAUUUCUCGCUUAAUACCUCAUGGCAUUUUUUACGAGGCGGUAUAUUGAAGAAAGUGUCAUUAAUUUCUGUGUUGUUUGUUACACGUAUAUGUUUGUCGGAGGGCCGUCGCCCAGGAAAAAAAAAUACUUUCAAAACAUGUGUAAUGUGAAUGAUGUAAGAGUGUCUACUGCUAAAUAUUUUGCAGUAAAAUCGAAAUUUCUUUUUCUGCCUCUAUUGCUUGAAUAUUUAGGAUUGAUAAAGAGUUAGAUCAAGACAUUUCGAUUUUCGCAGUAGGACUUUUAUCGCGGUAGCUUUUAUUGUCUUUGUAUGAUUGGUGAUGUAUGUAGACUUAUAGGUAGUACGUGGAUAGUGUUAAUAUUCAAGCAUUCAAGGCCGUGAUAGCUGUAAGAUAGUUAAGAAGUGCUUGGAGCACUUGCGAUUUACACAUACGUACGAAUAUUAGAAUAUAGUUGCCUAUCACAAAUUAGAGUAAAUGUUACGUACCUUUAUAUACCUAAAAUGUACAAAUCGAUCUUUUUGGCUGAAUUUUAACAACUAUUUCUCUAAUAACCUUAUCCAAAUUGACAAUAAAAUGUUAAAAUUUCAUACAAAAUAUUAAUUUCUGACUUGAAAGUAUCAAUACUAAUAUCGUCAUCCAAGUAAUUAUAAAUAAGAUUUAUUUACAAUAACAAUAUACAUAGAUAGAUAGAAUACCCUUUAUUGGCACACCUCAGUUAAAAGAUACAAGAAAAUAAACAAUUGAUUAAAUGUAGAGACAGACAACAGGCGGUCUUAUCGCUAAAGAGCGAGCUCUUCCUGACAACCUUUGGGCAGCGGAAAUAAUGGAUACAUAAUGGAUAUAUACAGAGGAUUACUAUAACUAGCUUAAAUCUCGAAUAGGCCCUUGAGGCAUUGUACCAAGGAUGCUGGCGGCAUUUCCUCGUUGUAUCGCAAUACUGAUACCGUGAUACGUUGUACGAGGAAGCCGUCAGCUCUUCGGUCACCAGUAACGUCA
This is a messenger RNA of Cydia pomonella (codling moth), 5689 nucleotides long. RefSeq names its product potassium voltage-gated channel protein Shaw (gene Shaw). The record is from RefSeq and is a predicted model, not a curated record. Gene Ontology annotation, molecular function: delayed rectifier potassium channel activity; protein binding. Lineage: Eukaryota; Metazoa; Arthropoda; Insecta; Lepidoptera; Tortricidae. Gene Ontology annotation, cellular component: axon; neuronal cell body membrane; voltage-gated potassium channel complex. The transcript is spliced from 10 exons. Gene Ontology annotation, biological process: protein homooligomerization; potassium ion transmembrane transport. Bases 2334 to 4199 code for a protein of 621 amino acids.